CCCGUUGAACCCGCGGGAGUCUUGUUGAGGUAUUAAAGGAGCAUCGGUGGGGAGAGGGCCCUGAGCCUCCGCGUCUUCCCUGGCAGCCACGACGGCAGUCCUUCUUGGUCGAGAUGGAACUGAGGUCUGAGAUGACCAGCGUCCCCACGGCGCCCUCUGCGGUGCCCCCCAGUUCGGUGGCGGCGGCGGCGGCGGCAGCGGCAGCGGCCAGCCUGCCGGUGAGCGUAGCCGGGAGCCUUCUGCGAGGCCCGCCGUUGCUCCUGCGAGCUGCCGAGAAGUAUCCGCGUACCCCCAAGUGCGCUCGCUGCCGCAACCACGGCGUGGUGUCUGCGCUUAAGGGCCACAAGCGCUACUGCCGCUGGAAGGACUGCCUGUGCGCCAAGUGCACGCUGAUCGCCGAGCGGCAACGCGUCAUGGCCGCCCAGGUGGCGCUACGGCGGCAGCAGGCUCAGGAGGAGAACGAGGCCCGCGAGCUGCAGCUGCUCUAUGGCACGGCCGAGGGGCUGGCCCUGGCCGCGGCCAACGGCAUCAUCCCCCCGCGGCCCGCCUAUGAAGUCUUCGGUUCCGUGUGCAGCGCCGAUGGAAGCUCGGGGGGUUCAGAAGUCAAGCUGCAGAAAUUUGACUUGUUCCCCAAGUCGCUUCUCACCAGCCGCUCCGUGACUCCUCAACAGAACAAGACUUUGUCGCCGGAUGGGACGGACGACGCGCCAGGCACCUCAUCCCCGGAGCCGACUCGACACAACUGUGGCUCGGGCUCGGAGAACGGCGACGGCGAGUCCUCCGUCAGCUCGCCAGUCUCCAAAGACGCCAAAGACGGCAGCGGGGGCGGCGGAGCCGAGGAGGAGAGCACAGGCUCCAUCAGCCCACUGGGCUCCGACUCGGGUUGCUCUGAGGCAGAACGGGACGAAGUGGGCGCUCCCUCGCCUGGUUUGGCUGUUGCUGCCGCGGCCGCCGUGGCGGGGAGCAGCCGGCAGCAGCGGACGCCGUUGGACAUCCUGACGCGCGUGUUUCCCGCACACAAGCGCAGCGUGCUGGAGCUGGUCCUGGCCGGCUGCGGCGGCGACGUGGUGCAGGCUAUCGAGCAGAUCCUUAACAACCACCACCAGGACAAGGCGGGCGACGAGAGCUGGGCGCGGGCUCCUGGAGACGCGCCGGGGACCUUGGGUGGCCUGCAGCCUUCGUCGGCUGCCGGCACUUCGCAUCACCGCCCUCUUUUAGCCGGCGCCAUGACCCCGGCCAUCGGCGCGCUGGGCAGUCGCUCCGCCUUCUCCCCUCUGCAACCCAACGCUACCCAUUUCGGGACGACGGCUGAGGCCGGCGCCUACCCCUUAGGCACGCACUUGAGUUUGAGCCCGCUGCGCCUGGCUUACUCUGCCGCAGCGGCGCACAGUCGCGGCCUGGCCUUCAUGACCCCUUACUCCACGGCGGGGCUAAUGCCCACGCUGGGCUUCCGGCCGCCUAUGGAGUACGCCUUCAGCGACCUCAUGCGGGACAGAUCGGCCGCGGCGGCGGCGGCCGCAGCUGCUGCCGCCGCCGCCGCCAGCGCGCACAAGGAGCAGGCGUACCCAAAUGGCCUUUACGGGCCCUUGGUGAAUAGCGCCCCAGACAAACAGUAG
Thamnophis sirtalis is the source of this 1616-nucleotide messenger RNA. The record is from RefSeq and is a predicted model, not a curated record. NCBI's taxonomy places the organism in Eukaryota, Metazoa, Chordata, Lepidosauria, Squamata, Natricidae.